Leucoraja erinaceus (little skate) is the source of this 1443-nucleotide messenger RNA. RefSeq names its product proteasome activator subunit 3 (gene psme3). The record is from RefSeq and is a predicted model, not a curated record. Gene Ontology annotation, biological process: positive regulation of endopeptidase activity; regulation of G1/S transition of mitotic cell cycle; regulation of proteasomal protein catabolic process. Gene Ontology annotation, molecular function: endopeptidase activator activity. Gene Ontology annotation, cellular component: cytoplasm; proteasome activator complex; nucleoplasm. Bases 85 to 846 code for a protein of 253 amino acids. Lineage: Eukaryota; Metazoa; Chordata; Chondrichthyes; Rajiformes; Rajidae. The transcript has 12 exons.
GGGGCUGCUGAAGCUGGACAAUGCGCUCAGGACCAAGGCUCGAAGGGACUGUAAGUGUUGACUUCUUGCUGAGACAUUCAUACAAUGGAUCGAAAGCUAAUUGCUGAAAAUACUGAGCAGGUUGAUGCUUUUAGGGAGCGAGUCACUGCUGAAGCCGAAGACUUAGUUGCAAGUUUCUUUCCAAAGAAGCUGUUGGAACUAGAUUGUUUUCUGAAGGAACCUCUCUCGAACAUUUCUGAUUUGGCUACCAUUCACUCAGAGCUCAACAUGCCGGUGCCAGAACCUAUAAUAAUCUCCAACAGUCACGAUGGCUUGGACAGCACACCCAACAGUAAGAAGAGAAAACUGGAAGAUGGUGAAACUAAUUGCCCAGGUACAAAAGUGUUUAUCAUGCCGAAUGGAAUGCUCAAGAGCAACCAGCAACUCGUGGCGAUGAUUGAGAAAAUAAAACCAGAAAUCAGGACACUUAUGGAGAAAUGCAAUACAGUUAAAAUGUGGGUACAGCUGUUGAUACCGAGGAUAGAAGAUGGCAACAAUUUUGGUGUUUCUAUUCAAGAGGAGACUGUUGCAGAACUUCGAACAGUUGAAAGUGAAGCUGCUUCGUACUUGGACCAAAUCUCCAGAUAUUACAUAACAAGAGCAAAACUGGUGUCCAAAGUAGCUAAGUAUCCCCAUGUGGAAGAUUAUCGUCGCACGGUAUCAGAAAUUGAUGAAAAGGAAUACAUCAGCCUUCGAUUAAUUGUUUCUGAGCUGAGAAACCAAUAUGUAACGUUACAUGACAUGAUCCUCAAAAACAUUGAAAAAAUUAAACGGCCCCGGAACAGCAAUGCAGAUGCACUGUAUUAACAUGCAUGCUUCGUGAAAUGGAAUCUGACCUUGGUAACCCAAAUAUAAGACCAUGAUUGCCUUGGCUUGUUGUGUGAGAUUGGUCUUGCUGCAGGAGAAAGAAGUUUGUUGGGAAAUGAAGCACAGGGUUGGUUGCAUUUUAGUGAAAUAACCAAUAAGGAUAUCCAUUCUUUUAUUUUUGUGAUGUAUAAGAGGUUUUUUUAAUCCUCAGGAAUCUGUCCCGUUUUGCUCUACAGAAUCUCUUUGUAAUGUACAGUAUUAGUGAUCUUGGGAAGGAAUUCAGUUUGGACGCAGGUUUUAUUUCAAAACGUAGCAUUUUUCACAUCCAUCAGAAACUUUGUGAUUCAUGAAAGCGGAUGUACAAAAUAUCCUGUAAAUUCAGAAUGAUUAUUCAUGUACAACUAUUACGCACAGGGAACCACUCACUAAACAGGAGCCACUUGUUUGCGGGCUACUUGUUAUAAAUAAGAGCAAUUAUUGCACCGUAUUUUACAUGUGUUGUCCCUUCCUUUUCCCUCUCCUAGUCUCCUCGUCAAGUUGUUUCUUUAGAAGGAAGUUAUUUGAAAAUGUUCUUUUAAAAUAAAAAGUUGUGCCGUA